CUCCAAAGGAUAACACUUACACCAAAGAAACCAUGGCUUAGUUUAUCUUAUUUUAUUUGCAUUACGAACUCCUAGCUCCGUUGUGAGCUAUACCGGUCAAAACAAUGUCACCUCGCCUUUUCCUUAUCACCCACCGCAACUUCCUGACAACGUUCUUACUUCUGAACCUGCUAGCAAUUGAAGAAGAUAUAGGCAUGUCAGCUAUUAUUAUAGGGAGCAACAAUCAAAACACACCCCUGGACAGCCUCGUCAAGCCCGGAUACUACGAAAAACUCCGGCGUGACCGCGACUUUAUAACCUUUGCCGUGGUCUCCAGAGCAGUCACUUCCCACACUAUCGACAAUGUGAAUCUCGAAGACUCUACUGGAGUGACUAUCUUGGAUGGCUCCACAAUUAGCAGUAGAAUGACGAAAAGAAAAAGGAUCGCCGCAGCGGGCAACACUGCCUAGGGAGAGACUUGGAAAUGGAUACACCGCUGAUGGAGUUGCUCGCAGCCCAAAGAGCAACCUGCGUUGGAAGAUUAAUGAGCGAACAUGGUAAAAGCUAACGAGACGCUAUACCGCUAGACCGAAAAGUUAUGCACAGCUGGUGGUCAGCCAGCUAUCUCCAACAAAAGCUAUGUACACUUCCACGAUGAGACCUCAAGACUGCAAAUAUCAUUAUUCAGCCGACGAUGGAGUGUUUGGAACUGAAUUCCAGUAGAU
This is a messenger RNA of Aspergillus versicolor CBS 583.65, 704 nucleotides long. RefSeq lists its product as uncharacterized. The transcript has a single exon. Bases 105 to 449 code for a protein of 114 amino acids. The record is from RefSeq and is a predicted model, not a curated record. Lineage: Eukaryota; Fungi; Ascomycota; Eurotiomycetes; Eurotiales; Aspergillaceae.